AUGCUUGGUGGGAUCCGAUUCUACUGCUUGGCGAUAUUCGCCAUCGCCUCUGGUCUGUUCUUUCAACAAGUCAACGGGCAGAGUGUGCCACCAGGGCAAUGCGCCACAGGCGUACAUGCCAUCAUGGCCCGUGGACAAGCGGCGACUGGGGAAACGGGAUUCGAUCCGUUGAAUGUCAUGAUCUCCCUGCAAGAUCUCAUCCUGAAACAGAUUCCUGGCUCGACAAGUCUCGGACUACCUUAUCAGUAUGGUGCACAGGAUAAGUUCGUCGCCGUGCAUGAUGGAGCGCAGAUGCUGCAGAACUACGUGACUAGCUAUGUGGCCAGUUGCCCAAAGUCCAGGAUUGUCGUCGUGGGGUACUCAUUGGGAGCUUGUCUCGCAAUGGAUGCAAUUUGUGGAACAUCCUCUCUUGGAUUAAUUCCAGUGACGGCACUUGACAGCAAAUACUCCUCCAACGCAUGGGCAGUGAUCGGUGUAAUCGCAUACGGUGACGAGACCUAUGUUCCUCUACAGCAAUGGAACGUGGGCACUUGCGAUAUUGGACUUGGGCUGUUCCCCCGUCUCGCCCCUUGGACAUGUGAGCCUUUUGCUGCAUCUAUUCACAGUUAUUGUGAUAUUGGCGAUAAUCAGUGUUGUUCGCCAUAUCCACUUGAUAACAAUGCAGCUCAUCAUGCUUAUGUGGCCAAAUACGACCAGGACGUGGUGGACUUUAUCAAAUCACGCUUGUGA
Messenger RNA from Penicillium daleae, 729 nucleotides. RefSeq lists its product as uncharacterized. Bases 1 to 729 code for a protein of 242 amino acids. Lineage: Eukaryota; Fungi; Ascomycota; Eurotiomycetes; Eurotiales; Aspergillaceae. The record is from RefSeq and is a predicted model, not a curated record. The transcript has 5 exons. Gene Ontology annotation, molecular function: hydrolase activity.